CAGCGACACAGAUCCCACACCCCUGUGGAUCAGAUGUCGUGAACCGUUUCUGGGCUGAGCUGGUUUUUCAGUGCAUCAGGAAGCGUGGAGCACCAAGCGUCCGUCAUGUCCGACUGGGUGCUCCUCGGGCUGAUCGCGGCGCUGGUCAUGCUGCUGCUGCUGACCAUCUUCGGUUUCGUUGUCUACUCGGGGCUCUUCACGGAGGUGGUUGUGAGUGCUGGCUCCCCGCCUGUCGGCAGCAUCACGCUGGCCUACAAGUUCAGGGUGGGCCCAUAUGGUGAAUCUGGGCAGCUCUUCACGGACGGCUGCAGCAUCUCUUCGAAGCUCUGCUCCAUCGGCGUCUACUACGACAACCCUCACACGGUGGCUCCAGAGAAGUGCCGCUUUGCCAUAGGCCGAAUCCUGAGUGAGGGAGACGCAAAGCCGUCGGAAGAGCAGAUCAAGCGGUUUCAGAAGUAUGGUUUCAAAAUCUUCUCCUUCCCUGCUCCCAGCCAUGUGGUCAUGGCGACCUUCCCGUUCACCACGCCGUUGUCCAUCCAUCUAGCAGUUAACCGUGUCCACCCAGCCCUUGACACCUACAUCAAGGUAAGCAAGUGUAGCAUGAAGACCGUCGCAUGUGUUCGGUGGACUGGGAAAAAGUUUCGUUUCCACGCAGGCUACCCGCCUUGUCUGAAGGUUCCUCGGCAGGGAGUGGCCGUGCCUGGUGCUGGGCUCGUCCGCCUCGGGCAGCAGGAGCAG
Molecule: messenger RNA, 738 nt
Organism: Aptenodytes forsteri (emperor penguin)
Lineage: Eukaryota; Metazoa; Chordata; Aves; Sphenisciformes; Spheniscidae
Product: testis-expressed sequence 264 protein
Exons: 4
Biological process (GO): protein-DNA covalent cross-linking repair; reticulophagy
Cellular component (GO): replication fork; nucleus; endoplasmic reticulum membrane
Source: RefSeq, a predicted model, not a curated record